Molecule: messenger RNA, 1162 nt
Organism: Aspergillus homomorphus CBS 101889
Lineage: Eukaryota; Fungi; Ascomycota; Eurotiomycetes; Eurotiales; Aspergillaceae
Product: GID4/VID24 family protein
Exons: 4
Coding region: 91-1080 (329 amino acids)
Biological process (GO): protein targeting to vacuole; protein catabolic process in the vacuole; proteasome-mediated ubiquitin-dependent protein catabolic process
Cellular component (GO): GID complex; extrinsic component of membrane
Source: RefSeq, a predicted model, not a curated record
CUCCCUCUCUGCGCCUGCCUAUACUCCCGCGCACUUUUCCAAAUAGAGUGAAUCAGCUUCCGAUGUCAUUCAUUUCUUAAUUCGCCUCCAAUGCCGACCCCGAGUGACAUUACAUCCAGUGUGAAUGCUUCGUCAGUCCUAGAGGAACUCUCCACUCGUUCCACUUGCCCACCCGAGGUCGAGAGGCCUGCCACUUGGAGAGACGCUCCAUUACGCUCCUCCACUCUUCCCGACCGUGAUGAUUCCGAGACUCCGUCACAGCUCAUCCCCGCAGCGCACACUACGCAGAAUGCCUUGAGUCCGGCCAUCGAUGCGACCGCCCCAUCAACUGCUGAAGCCUCAUCCGGUAGUAGUCCGACGAAGGAUGUGGCAAAAUCCGAAGAUGAGCCUGCCGUGGGGAGGAUGAGUCCGGCUGCAGAGCCAGCUUGCUCGCCCAGCCCAUCCUCAUCGGUCACCUCGCCCUCGACCACUUCGCUGUUGAGCUACGAGUUCUCCAAUAUCCGGCUCCUCCCUAACUAUACUUCCUCCUUUCUGCGCCCGGGAAGUAAAUUUACUGGCACGCAACAAUCCGAUCGUCAGGUUUACAACGUCGAUGUUGAGAUCAAGCAUGUUGACAUGCAAGAAUCCUAUCUUUGUGGAUACCUUCGUAUACAAGGAUUGACGGAAGAUCAUCCUACUCUUACAACGUUUUUUGAGGGCGAAAUCAUUGGCACGAAGCAUACUUUCAUGACCAAGAACGAAGCAUGGGGCGCUACAGAGAAGACCGAUAUGCAUCAUUGGAACCGGUUUCCUGCGUGGCGACCGCUAGCCAAACAGGCGCGGAAACCGGAUUUCACGUUCCGCAACUAUGCCCAACGUGAACAUAUCUUCAUGCGCUGGAAGGAAUACUUCCUGGUUCCCGACCAUCGUGUUAGAUCUAUAUCUGGUGCAAGUUUUGAGGGGUUCUACUACAUUUGUUUCAACCAAGUAGAGGGCACUGUCGCUGGUAUAUAUUUUCAUGCAAAGAGCGAGAGAUAUCAACAACUGGAGCUCAAGCAUGUGGAGGACCAUGGCUGUACACCAGCCAUGGAAUUUCGUUAAUUCUCCCGCUUUCCUCAAUAUUGACCCGGGGUCAACUGGAAAACUCAAUUCAGCCAGUCAACUAUUCCUCCCUGGCUCUAUA